Molecule: messenger RNA, 315 nt
Organism: Striga hermonthica
Lineage: Eukaryota; Viridiplantae; Streptophyta; Magnoliopsida; Lamiales; Orobanchaceae
Source: the annotation of a GenBank genome assembly
AUGCUUGCAAAGGCUUCUCUGGCUUUUAAUUGUAAAAAUGCAACCUUUCGGAAACUAUUUCCCGAAUACGUAGAGAAAUACGAGGAGCAGCUAGCAGCCGAGCAACCUCAGGAAACAAAACAAUCCGCCCAGGACAAGAAUUCCACUCUGACGAGACGUGGGCCAGCUGAGGAGUCAGUUGACGGCCAACUCCCGAAAGAGUUGAAUAACAACCAACCCCAGCAACAGAGGCGGAGAUCCAUCCCUACAUGGCUGCUCUUAUUGCUCGUUUCGAUUUUUGCGGCCAUGAUGGCCUUGCCUUUGCUCCAUCUUUAA